AUGCCGAGCAGCAGCGAAACCAACAACACGGCAGAGUACACCGCGCUGCUGCUCGGCGCCCGGGCGGCCGCCGACCAUGGAGCGACGCACCUACGAGUGGAAGGUGACAGCGCCCUCGUCAUCCAACAGGUGCGCGGCAUCUUCGCCACUCGCAGCAGCCGGCUCAGAGCGUUGCGCAAGGCAGUCAAGACAGAGCUGGCGAGACUGAGGAGCUUCUCGCUCCACCAUAUUGAUCGCCAGGACAACAGCCACGCCGACCGCCUCGCCAACGCCGCCCUCGACCGCCGUCGUACCAAGCUUGAGUGUGGCGUCCAUGCUGACGGCUGCGGAUGCACCUGUACCACGGUAGAUGCCGCGACACCUACGGCACCCACAGCACCUGCGGCUCCAGCUCCACCCCCUCCGCCGACGACAGACACUGGACACCACGGCGCAGACGUCCAAGGCGACAUCGACGAUGGCGAGGUGUACGCCCCCAUACACGUCGGACCUGACGCAGUUCCACAACGCAGGCCGCGCCUCCGCUUGCGGCAGCUCACAGAGGACGAACAGGAAGCUGCUGGUGCCAUGGUUGAGAGACUUGCGGCAACGCUCGCGUCCAAGAUCGCUGAUGCGAGCGACUGGGAGACGGCGGAGGGCUACAUCACAGCCCUCCCAUACACAUUGUACGAACGGCUUCAGCCGUUCUCCCAGACGCGGCGUCACCGCCAACCCGGACCCCAGCACCAACAACAGACGGACCGACAACAGCAGCCCCGCACCAACCGACGUCGACGCCAGCGUCGCUCCCAGCAGCACCAGCGCAACCGACCACCUCGCGUGACCCGCCACCACCGGGAGCACCGCCUCGACGAAGCCCUGGACGACCUUCAUGCUGUGGAGAGGGCCUCACCCGGCGACCGCACUGCUGUCCGUCGAGCCCGUCGACGCGUGGGCCGCGUCAAUUCGGCCAUCUCCCAGCAACAUCUGCGCAACCGCUUCGACAAGGACGAGAAGGCCUGCGUCGAUGACAUUCUGGCCAAGGCGCCCGAGCAGCGUGCGGCAGCGGUGACGGCUGGCCGAGGCAGCGACGCAGCACCACGACCAGCACCGCCAGUGGCUGCGGACGUAGACGACGGCACCUGCCCCAUCCCGGGCGCGGACCUCUGGCGGUUCUUCGACGGUGUCAACACACCACGCCAGGAGUUCGCUCCGGAUGCAACGGUGGGAGCCACUUUCCGCUCGGCUAUGGCGCGACUGCCGACUGCAUCGAAGUCCCGGGAGCUGCUCACGGAGGCACCAACGCUGGACGACAUCGAGACACAGCUCCACCACGUCCGUGGCGCCUCCAGCCCCGGCCUCGACGGCGUGGGAUACGACGUGUACCAGCGCUUCGCAGCACAACUGCUACCGGUGCUGGCUGCAGCCUUCCAGAAGUGCUGGGAGUCCAAACAGGUACCCCAGAGCUGGAAGCUCGGGGUAGUACGCCUCCUCCACAAGAAGGGCCCGCGUGAAGACCCAGUGAACUGGAGGCCCAUAUGCCUCCAGCAAUCAAUCUACAAGCUCUACACUGGAGUCCUCGCGCGGCGGCUGGUGCGAUGGCUAGACCUCAACGGCCGUCACGCGCCCGGACAAAAAGGCUUCCGCUCGGUCAACGGCUGCGGGGAGCACAACUUCCUCGCGGCCACGCUCGUCGACCAGGCCCGCCAAGCGCCGCACCCUCUUUGA
This is a messenger RNA of Phytophthora megakarya, 1707 nucleotides long. The record is from the annotation of a GenBank genome assembly. NCBI's taxonomy places the organism in Eukaryota, Oomycota, Peronosporomycetes, Peronosporales, Peronosporaceae.